Messenger RNA from Leptosia nina, 513 nucleotides. The record is from the annotation of a GenBank genome assembly. Lineage: Eukaryota; Metazoa; Arthropoda; Insecta; Lepidoptera; Pieridae.
AUGAACCAAACCCCCCCUACAUAUGACUUGGAUCCCAUUUGCAACGCUCAACACAGUGGGGCUAUUGCCGCACUUCGCUUUCUGAGGAGUUACAACCAUUUCGUGGUCCCACCAGAUGCCCACCCAAUGGUACCACUAUUAGCUGCGUUACCUUCACCACCAUGUCUACCAUCAUAUUGCACUCAUCUACCUGUGAGACCAGCAAUUGUCCAAAACCCACAAACUAUAUGCGACAACGAAGCUCGAAGGCGAGGUGAGAAACGGCCUAUCCCAGCUGAACUAAAAGACGAGAAAUACUUCGAAAGACGAAGACGUAAUAAUCAAGCCGCGAAGAAGUCGCGAGACGCGAGGCGGAUGCGAGAAGACCAGAUAGCGUGGCGUGCAUGUCUACUGGAACAAGAAAACGCUUCCCUGCGAGCUCACAUAACAGCGUUACGACAAGAAACAAUGGCUUUAAGAGCUUUGCUUGCAACCAGGGACGAAGCACCGAUUCCAUCUUCUACUACAGACUAG